This is a messenger RNA of Thunnus maccoyii (southern bluefin tuna), 3966 nucleotides long. RefSeq lists its product as uncharacterized. Bases 445 to 2169 code for a protein of 574 amino acids. Lineage: Eukaryota; Metazoa; Chordata; Actinopteri; Scombriformes; Scombridae. The transcript has 2 exons. The record is from RefSeq and is a predicted model, not a curated record.
CAGCAAAGAUUGCAGAAAACGGAUUUCCUGUGCAAAAUGUGGUCUUAAACAUCCAACCAUACUUCACAUUCCUCCAAAGGAAAAGGAAUCUGACCUAGCUGAGAGGAAAGCAGAGGUGUCAGUGGACAGCACUCUGGUGUCAGGUGGUCUUACUGCGGCUGGUGAUCAUGAUUGUAAACUUCCCAUAGUUCCAGUGCAAGUUAAAUCCAGAAAGGGGAGCAAGAUUGUCACCACCUAUGCUUUCUUGGACCAAGGCAGUACAGCAGUAUUCUGUACAGAGUCUCUGAUGCACAAGCUUGACCUUACAGGGAAGAAGGUACAUAUUCUUUUACAGACAAUGGGCCAAGAGAAAGUUGUGAGCAGUCACAUCAGGAGGGCCUGGAGGUAGCUGGCUUGAAUGAGGAGCACUUCUGUGAACUGCCCAAGGCUUACACGCAGGUGUGCAUGCCUGUUCACAAGGGGAACAUUCCGAGACAGAGUGAUCUUCAGAGAUGGCCUCAUUUAAAACAUGUCAAUUUGCCUGAGAUUGAGGCAGGGAUUGAGCUGUUGAUAGGGACAAAUGUUUCUAAGGCCUUGGAACCAUUGCAAGUCAUACGCAGUGUUAAUAAUGGACCCUACGCAAUAAGGACGAUGCUGGGUUGGACUGUGAAUGGACCACUGAAAGGAGACAGUGGAGAUGCAAUGGACUGUGAGCAGCCAGAGUUACAAGUGAACAGAGUGUCAGUUGUGUGUUUGGACGAACUUUGGCAGCAGCAAUUUAAGGCAGAUUUCCCUGAAUGCAGCAUGGAUGAACAAAUUGGCAUGUCAAGAGACGAUCAAAAGUUUAUGGAACUGGUCACAAACUCAGCAAAGCAAGUGAAUGGCCACUAUCAGAUCAACUUACCUCUGAGGAAAAGGGACGUUAGCAUGCAAAAUAAUAAGAAAAUCAUUGAGCAGCGUGCCUUACACCUGAACAAGAGGCUUCAGAAGGAUUCCUCAUUUCAUGCUGAUUAUAUGGCCAUCAUGAAUGACCUUGUUGCCAAAGGUUAUGCUGAAAGGGUGCCUGAAGAGGAUGUGGAACAUAGUGAUGGCAAGGUCUGGUAUAUCCCGCACCAUGGCAUCUACCAUCCUACAAAAGGAAAGACCAGAGUUGUCUUUGACUGUGGAGCGCGUUUCCAGGGAACAUCACUUAAUGCUCAGCUCCUACAGGGACCAGAUCUUACAAGUUCACUGAUAGGAGUGGUGACCAGAUUCAGAGUCUUUGUUGCCAACCGAGUCUCAGAAAUUCGCAAGGCCUCACACCCUUCUCAAUGGAGGUAUGUUGAAACUGCAAGCAAUCCAGCCGAUGUUGCCUCCAGGGGUGUGAAAGUAGAUACAUUUCUCAAGAAUGCAACGUGGGUGUCAGGGCCUCAUUUUCUCCUUCAACCUGAGAGUGAGUGGCCUGUCUCUCCUGACGAUGCUCUUCAACUUCCAUCAGAUGACCCUGAGGUUAAGAAAGCUGUUGCAGUGAAUGCUGUACAGGUCAGAGAGGAGGUUGAUGCAGUGACUCGCAUGAUCCAUUACUUUGACUCUUGGACCCAUCUGAGAAAGUCUGUUGCUUGGAUCUUGAGAUUUAAGACUUGGCUCUUGUCUGUUUGUCAGAAGAGGAGACAAUUGAGCAUGGCUCUUGCACAGUCUGACUUGGAUACGGACCAACAAAGACGUUCAUUGGAGAAGGACAUGGAAACUUUUAAGAGAAAGACAGUUUCAAGUUGUCUAUCAGUGGGGGAGCUUGAGAAGGCUGAACUGGAGAUCAUCAAGCUUCGUCAAAGGAAGAGGUUUCCAGAGGAAUUCUCCAGGCUGAAAAAGGGCAAAAGUGUGAAGGGGCACAGUCACAUCUACACACUCUGCCCACUGAUGGAGGAUGGUGUUCUGAGAGUUGGUGGUCGGCUCAGCAGGUCAUCUAUGCCAGCAGAAACUAAACAUCCCAUAAUACUGGCUAAGGAUUUACAUAUAUCAGCCAGUCUUCUGAGGCACAUUCAUCAAGAGGUGGGACAUGGUGGUCGUAACCACAUGUUAUCCAAACUGCGUGAGAGAUAUUGGAUCACUGGUGCCAGUACAGCCAUAAGGAGAGUUCUGUCAAAGUGUAUUAUCUGUCGACAGUUGAAUGCUCAGCCAGUGUCCCAGCAGAUGGCAGACUUACCUUUAUGAAAGAAUUAAUCCAGAUGAACCUCCUUUUACUGGUGCUGGAGUAGACCAUUUCGGACUUUUCGAGGUGAGGAGCAGAAGGAGUGUAGUGAAGAGGUAUGGAGUCAUUUUUACCUGCCUGGCCAUACACGCAAUCCACAUUGAAGUGGACACAGACUCUUUCAUUAAUGCACUCAGACGCUUUAUAGCGAAACGUGGUCAAGUUCAGGAAUUGCGCUCUGAUAAUGGGACAAACUUCAUUGGAGCAGAGCGUGAAUUGAGAACAGCUAUUGAGCAGUGGAAUCAGUUGCAGAUUAAUGGUGUUCUUCUUCAGAAAGGAAUAAAAUGGACUUUUAACCCCCCGGCUGGCUCACAUCAUGGAGGAUCUUGGGAGAGGUUAAUUAGAUCAGUGAGGAAAGUCCUCAAUUCCACUUUGAAAGUGCAAAACUUGGACGAAGACGGCCUUCACACAGUUCUCUGUGAAGUGGAAGCCAUCAUCAAUGGCCGUCCAAUUACUAAAGCAUCCACAGAUCCUAAUGACCUGGAGGCAUUGACACCAAAUCUCCUGUUACUUUUGAAGACCUUACCAUCUUUGCCACCAGGAGUCUUCCAGGGGACAGACAUGUAUGCUCAUAGGCGAUGGAAGCAGGUCCAGUACAUGUCUGACUUGUUCUGGAAAAGAUGGGUUAAACAAUACUUACCUCAACUGCAGGAGCGUCAGAGGUGGUCAGGAGUGAAGCGCAACUUCAUCCCUAGAGAUAUAGUGCUUAUAGUGGAUAACACUGCACCUCGUAACUCCUGGGUCAUGGGAGGAGUCCUACAAACCUUUCCAGACAGGAGAGGUUUUGUGCGUCAGGUGCGCAUCAAAACAAAGAGCAGCUGCCUGGACCGACCAAUAACCAAAGUCUGUCUACUACAGGAGGCCGAAGCUGGAUAAGGAGUGGCUGAUGCACAUUGUGACACUUUGACCUCCAUUUUGACUCUGAUUUUUGACUGACAGACAUAGUGAUGGUAAAGAUCACUCUGAUAAGACUAUGUGCUAGUAACCUCUGGUCUUACUGACUUAUGACUCAUGUACAGGAUCGGGAGGAAGAAAGAAGAUCGAAAAUGUAAAGUAAAUUUAUGGACUUUGAUUAUUGAGCUUUUAAUUGCUUCAUGCCUCCUAUUAACAUUUGUAAUGUGAGUAAUUAUUAUGUUAUAACCUAAUAAUUAGGGGCUGGCGUGUAGGAGCCAUGAAUGGAUUAAUUUUCAUGUUUGAAUGAAUUGCAAAGUAGUAAUUUUUUGUUUUAUAUUUUGGAUUAUUUUGGUUUAUUUAUUAUUGCAUGAUCACAGUGAUUGAUAAUCAGGUCACAUGGAUAUGGGCGGUGAUAUCCUAUAGUUAAUAUAAGCACCUGUUCACCUGCAUGCCGACUGGUAAGAAAGAGACAGAGGGUGAGUGGGUCGUCGUAUUUUUUGUUGACCGCUGUUUUACACCUGAUCGCUGUGAUUAUUUUGAGUAUAUAUUGUGCACGUUAUAAUAAGUUGAUCCUUUUCAUUAAUAAAAGUUAUUAAACUUAUUUUUUGAUCUCAGUGAACCUUUUUGGUAGUGUGUCAGACAAACGGCAAACAAGGCCCAACCUCAGCCUCUCAGCGACUUUUACAUUGUUGCCAGUAGUCGCUACAAUGACAUUCACUGGAUAAACACUGACUGUAGGUGUAAGAACUUAUGUUGUUUGUAGCAGAUUAUCAGUGAUAAUCAAUAAGAUACUGUCUUAAAUCCAACAAAUCAAGUGGUUUCAUAAAUUUCCAUGUGGAAAAAAAUAUAACUAUAUAAGUGCUGUC